This is a messenger RNA of Trypanosoma grayi, 918 nucleotides long. RefSeq lists its product as hypothetical. The transcript has a single exon. NCBI's taxonomy places the organism in Eukaryota, Euglenozoa, Kinetoplastea, Trypanosomatida, Trypanosomatidae. The coding region runs from base 1 to 918 and encodes 305 amino acids. The record is from RefSeq and is a predicted model, not a curated record.
AUGGGUUACAGAGGAGCAGGGCUCCUCCCUAUUUAUGAAAGCGGGCGGGCCUCCGCGGAAGAGCGGAAAAGGGCCCGGACGGAGGCCCAGCGGCCCACCCCGUCGGGCACAGGGCGGGGAAACCCGCACCUCAGCGGAAACGCGAGGGACAACAUCCACGCGGCACCGGCCGCAUAUUACGCCAACGGCAGGCCAUACGCCGCACCAACGGCGGAGCCGUUCGUCAAUAAAGGCCCCUUCCCUCCAAACGGCGACGCGCGCCGCCAGACCCAGACAAACGCGAUAACGGGAGGCGCCGCACCCACAAACCCCCAAGGGCACCCCAACAGCAGCCAACAAAAAAAUGAAAAAAGAGAAGCCACCGAAAACAACACCACAGCAAGCCCACAGCAGCAAGAACCGCCUGCAGGAGAGAACGGGUGCAGCCACGCCGCCCUAAAGGACCUUUUGCGGCGCAUAAUAGCACUAGAGUUUUCUGGGAGAUGCACCCAACGUUCCAUGGCAGUGGUGCAAACCAUUUGCGACACGCUGUGUCAGAGUCCCCUGGCCGUGGUGAAAGUCAUGGAGGUGUUGGACGAGUGCUUUGCGGAAGCCGUCGAAAGGAAACAGCAACAGCAGAUACUGAAUUAUUGGUAUAUCGUGGACGCCGUGAUGAAACUAUUCCGGGAGCGUCCCAAAAUGUUGAACGCAGUUGUUGUGGCUUUGCCGCACCUCCUUUUACAGUACGUCCCUUGGAAAAAAAGCAAAUUAGCGGAAGAGAGCUGGAUGCAUUCUGAAGAAGAGGAAGGUCGCUACGAGCACCUGUUUAAAACAUGGGACCAUGCACUGCCAAGGCCCCUCCUUGACGAAAUUUGGGCCUUCUGGAAGGACGGGGCUGGCCCAGUAGAGACACCGAGGUUUACGAGCGCCCAGCGGUGA